AUGGUUCGUGAGGGGGAGUUUACUUCAGUAAUAUAUGGACAUAUUAGAGACCAAAAAUAUAAAGAUGCUAUUUCUAUUUUGAACCAACAUUUGCUUGCCCACUCAUCCAAUCGCGCUGCGCUGUCUCUUCUUGGCUAUUGUUUAUAUCAACUCCAAGAUUAUGUUAGUGCAUCAGACUGUUAUGAGCAGUUAGCAAAUCUUUAUCCAGAAGUAGAAAACUAUAAGCUAUAUUUCGCUAAAUCUUUGUAUAAGGCCGACUUAUUUCAGCCGGCUAUGAAGGUUGCUGCUCAGAUAGAAGAUCCAAACUACCGUGAUAAAGUGAUCAAAUUACAGGCUGCAAUUAGAUAUAAAGAAGAGGAUUUUGCUGGAGCCAGAAGCUUAAUUGACGAAUGUGCUUCAACUGAUGUGGAUUCUAUCAUUAAUCUUGGGUGUUUAUGCUUCUGUGAGAAGAACUAUCAACAGGCGUGUGAACUGUUUCAGCAGGCUCAACAUGUCAGCUAA
Messenger RNA from Protopolystoma xenopodis, 501 nucleotides. NCBI's taxonomy places the organism in Eukaryota, Metazoa, Platyhelminthes, Monogenea, Polystomatidea, Polystomatidae. The record is from the annotation of a GenBank genome assembly.